Messenger RNA from Hydra vulgaris (swiftwater hydra), 2720 nucleotides. RefSeq names its product GATA zinc finger domain-containing protein 14. Lineage: Eukaryota; Metazoa; Cnidaria; Hydrozoa; Anthoathecata; Hydridae. The record is from RefSeq and is a predicted model, not a curated record.
GCUUUUUCAGUGCGUUUAACAAUCGAAAGCAGAUGAAGAUUUAAUGUGAUAUGUUUGUAGAGUUUCAUUCAUGAAUAGCUCCAAGAUUAUUUUUUUUAUAACACGCUCAGUUUAUUAGUAACAAUGAAACUGUUAUCUCAUGGCAUUAUAAAAACAGGUAACUUAGUAAAAUCACCACCGUUAAACUCUAGAGGUAUAAAACGAUGGCAUAAAAGAUUUUUCAUUUUUUACGAUUCUUGCCGAGCAUUACGACCGAUACGCCCCGGUUCAACUGGCAUCGAACAAAAAUUAAAUAAUGAAGCUGCUAAAAGCGGUUCAAAAAAAAGAUCUAAGAGUUUUCGUGACACUGUUCGAAGGUUUACAAUAACAAAAAAAGUCUCAGAAGAAAACAACGAAAAACUUGAAGAUUUAGUGUUGUUAUACUAUGAAAGUGAGGAAAAAGAACGCAAAGGUGCUUUACCAAUUGGUAAAAUAGUGUGCAAAGAUGUUAUAGUUGAAGAAAACAAGCAUAAAAUUAAUGGCUAUCGAUAUGUUAUCAAUUUCCAGACAAAAGAGAGAUUGUUUCAUUUAUGUGCAGAAACAUUAGAAGAACAUAAAAGUUGGUUGAAAGUUUUUAACAGUUAUUUGAAUAAGCAGAGAAUAAAGCGAAGUGAAUCCAUCGAUUCUCUUGAAGACUUCUUAAGUGAUAAAAACAGUUCUUCAAAUGACGAUUUGUUGCAUGUUAGAAAUAAUAACUUAUUAGAACAGUUAAGUGAAUGGAAAAAACAGCGUGAUAGUGUUAAUUCAUCAGCCAGAAUAAGUUAUUUUUGUGAGGAAAGUAUUGGAACAUUCGGGUAUGAAAAUUUACCAGGUAAUAAAGACUCUGGGUAUUCGGAUUCAACUGUUUUAAAUAAUUCGACACACUGUGUUAGUUAUCAGGAUGAAAUUGAUUUAAAUUGCUCUCAGCAGAGCUCUGUCUUAGAUAAUAGUAGAAAAUGUUUUUUGAAAAAUAGCAUUCAAAAUGAAAAUGAUACAUUUUGUAGUGAUGAUAUAUACCAGACUCCACAGACACAUUCUAUUGGGGAAAUUUCUUCAUUUUGUUAUCCUCAAACAAACCCUCAUCUAAAUAACCUUGAUAAUGGUAUGCUGACAAAAACUAACCAAAAUGAAAGCAAUGCGUCCUUUAGUGAUUUAUACCAAAUUCCUUAUAGAGAUAUUGUAGAUAAAAAAAAAGAAAAUAUAUCUCAACACAACAAUGAUUUAUAUAAUGAAUCUGAUUUUGUAAAUUUAGAUCAUUUUACUUUUUAUGCAAGUCCUCAACAUAGCUCGAGUACCAUGAAUGAUGAAAUAGAAAAUCAUAGACAUAGUUUGAGCGCCAUGAAUGAUGAAAUUCAAAAACAUCAACAUAGUUUUAGUGUCAUGAACAAUGAAAUAAUUAAACGUAGAUAUAGUUCAAGCGCUACUAAUGAUGAAAUAGAAAAUCAUAGGCAUAGUUUGAGUGCCACGAAUGAUGAAAUUCAAAAACAUCAACAUAGUUCUAGCAUCUUAAACAAUGAAAUUCUUAAACGCAGAUAUAGUUCAAGUACUAUGAAUGAUGAAACAGAAAAUCAAAGACAUAGUGCAAGCAUGAAUGAUAAAGUUCAAAAACAUAGUAGGAACUGCAUGAACGAUGAAAUCGAAAAACUCGAACAAAGUUCAGCCAUCAUGAUUAAUGGAACCCACAAGCGUAGACAUAGUUCAAUCACCAUAAAUAACAAAAUACAAAGGGACCGUAGUGAUAUUUAUGAAAAUGUAACAUUAAAUAAAAAUGUUAAUGCUUGUAUCAACUCAUGUUCAAAUGAAAAUUCAUCAUGUGAUAGUCAUUUAAACAAAGAUUUUCUGUUUAUGAAUAGCCUUUCAUUACAUGAUGAUAUUAUUAAAAAUUUAACAAAUGAGAGAAAAGACUCUGCAAAUAUUCCUAAUUAUCAAAAAAUGUCCAGUGCGUUUUAUUCAAAAAGUAGUACUACUUCUGUGUUACCUGAACACAAACUGAAAGAUGAAAACGACUCACAUUUAUUUGUAAAUAUAUUUCCUGAGAUUAAUGUUGAUGAAAAUGUGUACAUCAAUUCAGAUGAAUUGAUGCAUAAAUCACUAACUAAAAAUAUGCCAGUUCAUGACAAUGGAGAUUAUAUGGCUUUAGAUCCAAAUUUUAAAUCAAGCAUUGAGUAUGAUGAAGAUGCCCCAGAACUUCCACGUAAAAUGAGUAUGCAUCGGCGUUGCAGUGAGCCGGGAAAAAAUACUUAUGGAUGCAAAACUCAACCUCAAAAAAAAAGCUGUUCCCAAGUUGAAAAUUCAGCAGGAUUUUCAAAUAAUGGUAGUGAAUUUCAUUGGGCGGUCAUAGAAAAAACUAAAUAUGAAGAUGUUUCCAGAACACAAACUUUCUCUGGCACUAAAGAAUUUAGAAGACCGGUUACAAAGUCAUUUAAAUAAGUUUCUUAUAAAUUAAAUCUUUUAUUUUUAACUCCUUAAAUAUUUUAAAUUUUUAGAAUUUAUUUAUUUUCUUUUUUAAAUUGCUAUAACUUUUAAAUUGUAACAAUAUAUUUUUUCUUUUAUAUUUUCAAAACAUGCAAUUGAAAAGUUUUUUAUAGCGUUGUAGACUUAAAAUGAAGUAAAGUUUAUAUUUUAUGUACUAAAAAUAUUUUAUUUAAAGAAUUUCAAUUUUAAUUUUUUGUAAUAAGUUAUUUUAUCAUUACCUAUUACAU